AUGCAAUUAAAUCAUUUAUCUAUAAACCUUGAUAAAUUGUAUACUUCUAUUUUUACAGUGAUUCAAAUGCAGAGAUAUUCCAACGAAGAUAGCAGUCGAGAUUACCCACAUCAGCCUUACUCAAGUUACCCUAAACAAUCAUACCCAGAUUAUCCUCAACAACAAGCUCAAAGCUAUCCACAACCACACCCAAGUUACCCCCAACAACCAUACCCAAGUGAUCCUAAAUCCUAUCCAACCUAUCCAAAUUCACCAGGCUAUACUAAUCAAGCCUAUUCAGCUUCAGAUCCUGAGACGAGAACCACAAUGUCAGCAUCAUAUGUACCUCCCGGAGGGGAAGACCCAACAGCUAAUUUUGAUUUUACAGAGAGAUCUAUUCGAUUAGCUUUCAUAAGGAAAGUUUACAGUAUACUAACACUUCAGCUGUUGAUUACUGUUGGAUUCAUAGCUGUAUUCAUAUUUAGUCCUAAAGUUCAGAACUACUUUGCUCAAAACCCAAUCUAUUUGCUGAUUGCAGUGAUAGCAGUAAUAGUUCUUAGUAUCGUAUUAUGCUGUUGUACAAAUGUAAGGAGAUCAUCGCCUGGAAACUACAUUUGUCUCUUAAUAUUUACUAUAGCUAUGGGCUUUAUGGUUGGAAAUAUCUCAGUUAGAUACGACACUGAGGCGGUCAUUCUAGCAGCUGGGUUAACAGCAGGUAUCACUCUGGGACUUACGCUAUUUUCAUUUCAAACAAAGAUAGAUUUCACUUCUUGGGGUGGUGCACUAUUCGCUCUUCUCUUAGUGCUGAUAAUUGGAGGAAUAUUCUCAGCAAUUUUCCCAUCAAAAAUAGGGGAUGUGCUCAUCGGGAGCUUUGGAGCAGUCUUAAUGUCACUUUACAUCAUCUAUGAUACCCAACUAAUGAUGGGAGGUGAACAUAAAUAUUCAAUUUCACCUGAAGAGUACAUUUUUGCAUCUCUCAAUUUGUAUUUAGAUAUCAUUAAUCUCUUUCUGUAUAUUUUACGCCUGAUCGGAGGAAGGAGUUAA
Nezara viridula (southern green stink bug) is the source of this 1023-nucleotide messenger RNA. NCBI's taxonomy places the organism in Eukaryota, Metazoa, Arthropoda, Insecta, Hemiptera, Pentatomidae. The record is from the annotation of a GenBank genome assembly.